Exophiala oligosperma is the source of this 1250-nucleotide messenger RNA. RefSeq lists its product as uncharacterized. The coding region runs from base 202 to 495 and encodes 97 amino acids. Gene Ontology annotation, biological process: mitochondrial translation. The transcript has 3 exons. Gene Ontology annotation, cellular component: mitochondrial small ribosomal subunit. Lineage: Eukaryota; Fungi; Ascomycota; Eurotiomycetes; Chaetothyriales; Herpotrichiellaceae. Gene Ontology annotation, molecular function: structural constituent of ribosome. The record is from RefSeq and is a predicted model, not a curated record.
CAACAACUAUAUUCCCUCCUUGUCUCUUCCCCUUGAUCCGAUCAGGUGGAUAGUUCACGCCAACACUGCCUUACCUCUGCAGUGCAGGCACCCGCUUCGGUAUCAACGACAAUAUUCCCGGGUCGCGAUCGCACUGCUACGAGCUCUCCCACAGCGAGUCUUCGGUUCUAAACUCUCGGUUCUCCCCUCAGCUUCUUCACCAUGCCUCCCAAAGGCUCAUCCACCGCCAUAAACCCAAUCAGACUACAAACGGUGUCCCGGAUAAAGAUCAGACACCCGGACAAGGCAGAGCCGAAUCCGUGCUUAGGACCCAUGAGCGCCAUGUUGAACUGCUGGGCCGCCGGAGCUGCCUCUGGAGACUGUGGACACCUUGAAAAGGCUCUACGGGACUGUGUAGAUGCGCCGAAAGGACCCAAGAAGGACAAAUCUCCAAUCAACCAUCACCUUGCCCGUCUCUUUCCGAAUAUCGCUGGUCCCAGAAAGCGGAGGACGUGAUUCACCAAGUUUAUCCUGUAUCAUAUUUCGAGGUGGACCCUCUCCCGCGCCAAAAAAAAACCUGGGAGCUGGAGCGCUGUAAGCAAAGCUCGAGACUAAGUUCACGAAGACUGUGGGAGGGGGGGGGAGAGAGACACACACCCAAAGGGCAAAUUUCAAUCUCAAAGAUGUGACAGCUGCUGGGAUGACCCGAAAGAACUUGUGAGCUCUUCACUCUCGAUGACGACUCGCCGCCGGGAGAAUGAAUCACUCCUCUCGUGACGAGGAAUGAGACUCAGGGGCCAUUCUUCAAGGCACGAGAUACUCGGUAAGGAGAGCUCAACCCGUCGAGAGACAUUGCAACAAAACCAAUUCAUCAUCUCGAGAGAGUUUCCGGGAGUGAUGUGAAUUGAUAUUCGGUAAGGAGCCGGAGGAUGCUCCAAUGUCGAAUGUGAUGGUACCACGGGGGGGAAGGGGGAUGAACUUUCAAAGUCUGUAUAUGUUGCGCGCGCAUACUCCGUCUCAGCAAAACACAUUGUGUAACUGGUAUCAUCAUGGAACAUUGCACAUGGCCUUGGAACACAAACAACCCCCAUGAACCCUUUCAGUAUUUGUCCGACCCAGUCACCCGGUACGGAGGAGUAUUCGCCACGGACAGAGUGUUGUGUAUAUAUAUAUCAUGUCUUAUUAUAUUACACCUGGGGAAAUUGCAUGUCCACCACAGAUGUACCCAUAUAAGAUAUCUAUACUGAAAUGUGAAAUCCUUUCGAUACCAG